AUGGCGUCUCCCGCGCAGAAGCGCGUCAACGUCGUGGUAUCCAGGCUCAUUCCGCCUGUGUUACUCGGCGCUGUCAUAUACGCUUCUUAUGCGGUCACGAAACCGUUAUCCAUCGACUAUCUAAUCCAUCCCUUACCCUCCUAUAACCGAGGCCCACGAGUCGGCGCUGGCGCCGCGAUCAUCGCGAUCUAUUACGUCCUUUUAAUUCCCAUGGUCGUUUCUUAUAUGCGACUCUAUUAUCAAGUCCUGUGGAAUCCCGGAUACCUUCCCCUCGGUGAACAAAAAUUGGCCGAUGACGAAAGCAUAAAGCAAUCGAAGCGCCGUGGGAAGAAAGGCACACGCAAAGCCGAUCCGGAGAAGACAAACCAGGCAGACAUGGAUGUGGAAAGGGGCUCAAACUCCACUGCUGUAGGCACCGCCGUGCAGUCAGAUAUUGGGUUGGAGAGCUUCUACACUAAAGAUGUCUUCGUCUGCCAGGAGGAUGGCCGGCCCCUAUGGUGCACUACGUGCUGUCAGUACAAGACAGACCGGGCGCACCACUGCCGCGAAUUAGGUCGCUGUGUGCGCAAAAUGGAUCACUUUUGUCCUUGGGUUGGAGGUGUGGUGUCGGAGACAUCCCUCAAAUUCUUCAUUCAAUUCGUUGCUUAUACUAGCAUAUUUUGUACCUUUGUUCUUAUUGUGUCCGCUUAUUUUACAGCGGAGAUCCGACGCCAGACCGGAGGAGCAAACCCUCAUUGGUGUGUCUGUAUUGGACUGAGCGGCCUUUUCGCCUUCUUCACCGCCGGUAUGACAUUGAGCUCAGUUCAAAUGGGCGUCGCCAACAUCACAACAAUCGAAAACCUAAAUCGGGGCAGCGUCGUCUGGACCCUCGCCAUCCGUGUCCCAGAAUACCUCCUCGAACGACUCUGGGCAGCCGAGUCCCCCUGGGCUCCGACAUUCCGCAUGGUCUCCUACCCACUACAAACAUCAUCGUCUCCAACCCAGCUGCAAACCACAAUCCCCUCUCCGGACGAAGACGUGGUUCCGGGCGAACGCCACGUCUUCGCCAUCCUCCAUACUUUGCCGGGCCAGAAUCCCUUCGACCUAGGCAGUUCAUUGAAAAAUCUCCAGCAGAUCAUGGGAUACAAUAUCGUCGAUUGGCUGCUGCCGAUCAAGCAGAGUCCGUGUGCUGACCAUAGUAGCAUGGAGAGUUAUUUUGCCCUGGGUCCCGUGGUGACCCGCUUGCGGCUUGAGGCUGGACUAACCCCGCCCGAAACCGGGGCUGUUCCGCAAUCCCCACACCCAGGACGUAACCACCGGCAACAAUCUCCUAGUGAUCAAUAG
Molecule: messenger RNA, 1323 nt
Organism: Penicillium roqueforti
Lineage: Eukaryota; Fungi; Ascomycota; Eurotiomycetes; Eurotiales; Aspergillaceae
Product: DHHC family palmitoyltransferase
Exons: 5
Coding region: 1-1323 (440 amino acids)
Biological process (GO): peptidyl-L-cysteine S-palmitoylation; protein targeting to membrane
Cellular component (GO): endoplasmic reticulum; Golgi apparatus
Molecular function (GO): protein-cysteine S-palmitoyltransferase activity
Source: RefSeq, a predicted model, not a curated record